AACCUGUGUUGCUGCAUUCAAGGUGACUCGAAGAAGCCUUCCAAAAAGCAUGUGAAAAGGGAGCCCUACUCUACUACCAAGGUGACUUCGGGGAGCACAUUCAAUGAGAAUACAAGAAGAUAUGCUGUGCACACCAACCAGUGUCAGAGACCUCAUGGCUCCCCGGUAAAGAAGAAGAUGUACCCACAAGAAGAUGACUUCCAUCAUACAAUCUUCAGCAAUCUUGAAAGAUUGGACAAGCUUCAGCCAACUCUUGAAGCCUCUGAGGAGUCUCUAGUUCAGAAGGACAGAGGAGAUGGAGAGACGCCAGUCAAUGCGAGGGUAAGUUUUGUUUCUGUAUUGCUGGUGGUGCAGGUGGCCCCUCUGAGGCGUGAAUCUACUCCCCAUGGGGACACCGUCCACGACAUCACGAACGAGGACGCUGUCCACGACACUGCCAACGAGGACACCUUCCACGGCACCGCCGACGAGGUCGCCAUCCACGGCACCACCAACGAGGAUGCAGUCCACGGCACCGCCGACGAGGACGCCGUCCAGGGCAUCGCCGACGAGGACGCCAUCCACGGCGUCACUGACUGGGAUGCCAUCCAGGUCGCUGUCCAGGGCAUCGCCAACGAGGAUGCCGUCCAGGGCAUCGCCGACGAGGACGCCGUCCACGGCUUUGCAAACAAGGACACCGCCCAGGGCAUUGCUAACGAGGACGCCGCCCAGGGCAUCGCUAACGAGGAGGCCGUCCACGGCAUCCCUAACGAUGUCGCCAUUCAGGGCAUUGCUAACGAGGAUGCCGUCCAGGGCGUCGCUAACGACGAUGCCAUCCAAGGCGUCACUAAUGAAGAUGGAUUCCACAGCAUCAAUAACGAGGACGCCAUCCAGGGCAUCGCCAACUGGGACGCCGUCCACGGCUUCGCCGACUAG
This is a messenger RNA of Gorilla gorilla gorilla (western lowland gorilla), 915 nucleotides long. RefSeq lists its product as uncharacterized. The annotation marks the transcript as partial. The record is from RefSeq and is a predicted model, not a curated record. The transcript is spliced from 10 exons. Lineage: Eukaryota; Metazoa; Chordata; Mammalia; Primates; Hominidae.